AUGUUAGAAAUACGAAAAGACGCCGAAUUCCAGUUCAACGUAUACCUCACUGUUCAGUUCAUUAUAACCAUUGUAAGCAUCAUUUUAACAAUAUGGUAUAUAGUAUGUAUCGAAAACAUGACAUUCAAAAUUGCUAAUAAUGCUGUUAUAAUAAAAUCCAAGUCCAAAGAGUUGGCUGCAGAAAAGUCAGUAACAGAAAGCCUCCAAUACCAAAUGUUACCGAAGAAAAUCGUCAUAGCGUUAAAGGAAGCACAAGCGGUUACAUCUGAAAACUUUGAAUACGUAACCAUUUUCAUCAGCGACAUUGUAAAUUUUACUGAGAUUGGAACAAGGAAUUCAGCAAGAGGGAUCAUCGACUUACUUAAUCAUUUAUAUGCGUUAUUUGACAAACAGACAAAGAAGUACGAGGUCCUCAAAAUAGAGACCAUGGGAGACUCCUACAUGGUAGCUAGUGGAGUUCCGGAUCAAAAUGGCAUAGCACAUGCUUUCCAUAUUUGCAAGUUUGCCCUUGACAUUCAUAACAUUAUGAAAGGAUAUCGUGUUCCAACAACAUUUGAAAGAAAAGAAUCAAUUAAAAUUCGUAUUGGAAUUCAUUCAGGUCCCUGUACAGCUGGAGUCCUUGGUCUGAAGAUGCCAAGAUAUUGUUUAUUCGGACAAACAGUUAACACGGCGAAAACAUUAAAAUCUACCGGAAGAGGAGGUAAAAUUCAUAUAAGCAACAGUACGUACCAAAUGAUUAAAGAUUCUGGACAUUUUGCAGUUUUGGAAAGAGGGAAUGUCAUGAUCAAAGGUAAUGGGGCAAUAAAGACGUACUGGCUGGACACAGCAGUUCAAAUAUCAAGACCUAGUUAUAAUUGA
Molecule: messenger RNA, 858 nt
Organism: Saccostrea echinata
Lineage: Eukaryota; Metazoa; Mollusca; Bivalvia; Ostreida; Ostreidae
Product: guanylate cyclase 32E-like
Exons: 5
Coding region: 1-858 (285 amino acids)
Biological process (GO): intracellular signal transduction; cGMP biosynthetic process; receptor guanylyl cyclase signaling pathway
Molecular function (GO): peptide receptor activity; guanylate cyclase activity
Source: RefSeq, a predicted model, not a curated record